Messenger RNA from Capra hircus (goat), 2175 nucleotides. RefSeq names its product phosphatidylserine synthase 2 (gene PTDSS2). NCBI's taxonomy places the organism in Eukaryota, Metazoa, Chordata, Mammalia, Artiodactyla, Bovidae. Gene Ontology annotation, biological process: phosphatidylserine biosynthetic process. The coding region runs from base 157 to 1617 and encodes 486 amino acids. The record is from RefSeq and is a predicted model, not a curated record. Gene Ontology annotation, molecular function: L-serine-phosphatidylethanolamine phosphatidyltransferase activity. The transcript is spliced from 12 exons.
ACCGCCCGCCCUUUUCUUGCCGCCCCCCGCCUCUGCUCUCCAGAGACCCUGCGGAGCGGGCGCCGCGACCCCUUCCCGGCGCUCUUCGCGCGGUCUCGCGCGGCCUCGGGUGCGUGGGGUCAAGGCGCGGGGCGGAGCGGCCGGGGCCCGGGCGUCAUGCGGAGGGGCGAGCGCCGGGGCGCCGAGGGGCCGCGGCCGGGGUCCCCGGUGCCGGGGGGCAAGGCCUCGCCGGAGGAGCCGCCGGCCGGCGCGGCCGCGGGCCGAGCGAGCGGGCCGGCCGCGGGCCGCCGCAGCACCGAGUCCGAGGUCUUCGACGACGGCACCAACACCUUCUUCUGGCGGGCCCACACCCUGACCGUGCUCUUCAUCCUCACCUGCGUGCUGGGCUACGUGACUCUGCUGGAGGAGACGCCGAGGGACACGGCCUACAACACCAAGAGAGGUAUUGUGGCCAGUAUUUUGGUUUUCUUAUGUUUUGGAGUCACACAAGCUAAAGACGGGCCAUUUUCCAGACCUCAUCCAGCUUACUGGAGAUUUUGGCUCUGCGUUAGUGUGGUCUACGAGCUGUUUCUCAUCUUCAUACUCUUCCAGACCGUCCAGGACGGGCGCCAGUUUCUGAAGUACGUGGACCCCAGGUUGGGGGUCCCGCUGCCAGAGAGGGACUACGGGGGAAACUGCCUCAUCUACGAUGCAGACAACAAAACCGAUCCCUUCCACAACGUCUGGGACAAGCUGGACGGCUUCGUGCCUGCACACUUCAUCGGCUGGUACUUGAAGACCCUGAUGAUCCGCGACUGGUGGAUGUGCACGAUUGUGAGCGUGAUGUUCGAGUUCCUGGAGUACAGCCUGGAGCACCAGCUGCCCAACUUCAGCGAGUGCUGGUGGGACCAUUGGAUCAUGGAUGUGCUCGUCUGCAACGGGCUGGGCAUCUACUGUGGCAUGAAGACCCUCGAGUGGCUGUCCCUGAAGACGUACAAGUGGCAGGGCCUCUGGAACAUUCCGACCUACAAGGGCAAGAUGAAGAGGAUCGUGUUCCAGUUCACGCCCUACAGCUGGGUUCGCUUCGAGUGGAAGCCGGCCUCCAGCCUGCGCCGCUGGCUGGCCGUGUGCGGCAUCAUCCUGGUGUUUCUUUUGGCAGAGCUGAACACCUUCUACCUGAAGUUCGUGCUGUGGCUGCCCCCUGAGCACUACCUGGUCCUCCUGCGGCUCGUCUUCUUCGUCAACGUGGGCGGCGUGGCCAUGCGGGAGAUCUACGACUUCAUGGACGACCCGAAGCUGCACAAGAAGCUGGGCCAGCAGGCCUGGCUCGUGGCGGCCAUCACGGUCACGGAGCUGCUGAUUGUGGUGAAGUACGACCCGCACACGCUGACGCUGUCCCUGCCCUUCUACAUCGCCCAGUGCUGGACGCUCGGCUCCGUGCUCGCCCUCACCUGGACCGUCUGGCGCUUCUUCCUGCGGGACAUCACCCUGAGGUACAAGGAGAUACGGCGGCAGAAGCAGCAGAGCCGGGACGACCCAGGCAGGGCCGACGGCAGCGCGGACGGGCGCACACCCGGGCCUGAUGACGCCUCGGGGUCCGAGGAGGCCGACAGAGAAGGGGUGCCAGCCCCACACUGACGCCUGGGCUGCCGGUCCUUGGUGAUUCUCGCCAUGAACCUGCCAGCAGCCUCAGCCCUCAAGGCUCUGUUCCCCUUUUCUCCCGUGUGCACGGUGGCCCUGGGUAUGUGCGCGGUGUGUGCGCGUGCUCGAGUGUGGGCUCCAGGGCUCCCCCUGGGCCUGCCAGUCCCUGUGGAGCCAGAGCCCCUGCCGCUCUGUGCAGUCAGCCUGGGGUCUCCGCAACCCCAAGCUUCGGCACCCAGAUGGCCUGGCCCAAGCAGUGGCAUCGUGGUGCCCGCCUGCUCCCUGGGCCCCGCCAGUACCCCAUGACCCCCUGGCAGCCUGUGUGAAGGACAGCCGUCCAGGGACACCCUGAAGAGGCUGAGGAAGGGCACAUCCCCUUCUCGGGAUCUUCCAUCUGACCCUCUAAGCUGGAGGGUGCGUGGAUGGUGCUGGAGGGAGGCAGAGACUCUGAGGCCUGGUCCCCACUGUCACGAGUAGGUCAUGAGGGUCUCUGUGGCCAAGUUGAGGUCCCCUCCACAAGCAAACAGCAAAUAAAAGCCAUGGUGGAGGCCUGCA